AACAGUAGAGACCGUUGGGAGAUAGAAGAUUCAAAAUGGAGGUUUGGAAUUAGGUUUGGAAAGCCGUUUGUCUCUAGUUUCUUGAGUCGUGACGAUUCCGAUUCGAAUUUUCCUCCUCUCUUCAAUCCACACAGUAACUAGGGCGGAAGCAGAGAAAGGGUGUUAUGGAAACGGAAGGUGGUGGCACUGUCGUCCUCAACUCCAAUUCCGACGCCGUUGGAGGUGUAAAAGCAAAGAGAGUGAAAGUGGUGAAAAGAGAUUCUGUUUAUGUGGGUGUCGGGGUUGGAGUUGGAGUUGGAGCUUCCCAAAACAAAAUUCUUGCUGAUGUAACCAACUUGCACCAACAACAACCAAAGCAGCAAGUCUCUGCUGAAAACCUUCUCAAGGAAAAGGAAAUGUUAGUGAAGGUUCUUGCUAGUAAAGAUUCGUUCAUACAAUCUUGUAAAGCUGAGCUACAGAAGUGUCAAACCAAUUUUCAGAAACUAAGGAUGCAAAAUGCGGAACUUGCCCUCACAAAUAGUCAAAUGCUGGCGGAGGUUAAUUCAAGUAGACAGAAGCUCAGGGAACUUCAGCUUGAACUAGGAAUUAAAAAUGGGAUACUCAAUGCUAUGAAAUUAGAAUUGACGGAAAAAGAGCACACAGUUAAUUUGAAGCAUGAAACUAAAGUUAAUGAGGUGAAUAAGCAGUCAGAUCAGUCAGAUAACCGGGGGAAUGCUAAAAGGAGGAGAGUGUUCAAACCUCGAUCCUCUGCACCUGCCGUAAGUAAACAAGUCAAAUCCUUGGAAAAGAUCGACAACCAAAGGUAUAGUUUGAGAAGGCAAUCCACUGGGUUGAAAGACGAAAAACCAGAACCAACAGAAGAUUUCAUGGAGGUUGUUGAAGUACACGAUGAUAUUUCAAAGGCCAAUGAAAGUGGGACAACAUCAUUGGGGUCCAAGGUUCAUGACGAAGCCAGGGAAACUACAGAAUCUUCAAGACCUACUAACACCGAACCAAUUCACACCAAAAAGAACAUUGAAAAGAAGAGGAAAAGUACGAGAAGACAAACUAACAGGUUCAAGCCAGAGAAUCCAGAGCCAACAGAGGACUUAUUUGUGUUAGAUGAUGCAAAAUUUAAUGUCUCCCAAAUAUCUGAUGAUAUGUCAGAAAAAUGUUGUCCAACGUCAACAAUAACUUCUGGACAAGAGAACAAUUCCUGUUCAUUUGUGUCUGGGGAAACUCGCAGAUCAUCUGUUGGGCGGCCAUUGCGUCGGACAGUUGAGAAGGUUGUGUCCUACAAGGAAGUUCCGCUGAAUGUGAAGAUGCGUAGAGAUAAAUCAGGUAAUUUCAUUGUGAACAACUCUGCAUGAGAAUGAAGUGGAAACUGCUCAUGCUGGAUAUCCAGUUACAUAGUACAGUGGUGGUAGGGUUCUGUUGAUUUUUUGAAUUGUAGCUUCUUGUGUUAGGGCCUUGCAUAAUUGAAAACUGAUGUGCGUUAUUAUGAUAAAAGGAAGGAGUGAAUCAUGUGGGUAGAGAAUCA
Molecule: messenger RNA, 1519 nt
Organism: Vigna radiata var. radiata (mung bean)
Lineage: Eukaryota; Viridiplantae; Streptophyta; Magnoliopsida; Fabales; Fabaceae
Product: SHUGOSHIN 2
Exons: 11
Coding region: 165-1349 (394 amino acids)
Biological process (GO): maintenance of meiotic sister chromatid cohesion; meiotic sister chromatid segregation
Cellular component (GO): nucleus; chromosome, centromeric region
Source: RefSeq, a predicted model, not a curated record